This is a messenger RNA of Oikopleura dioica, 1143 nucleotides long. The record is from the annotation of a GenBank genome assembly. NCBI's taxonomy places the organism in Eukaryota, Metazoa, Chordata, Appendicularia, Copelata, Oikopleuridae.
AUGCAUUCAAAGUGGAAGAUACAAAAAUACUACCCGGAGAUCAACGAUACCAUCCUGAAAGCUUUUUAUGGAUCUGCUGACAAACACCUAAACUGGCAUAAGAAAGAAUGGGAGAGAUUCAAUCAAAUAGAUCUUGAUGAGUUUUUGUCAAAAACGCAGCCAGACAUUGAGAUCAAGCACUGUCUUUUCGACAGCUUGAAUUGUGACCACAUUUGGAAAACAAAGAAGACUAAGCUCGGGCGUUGCCUCGAAUUCGACCUUUAUCAAGAAGUUGACAAUGGACAUUUUCUUCAUCUUUCGAGAAUCGAUUUAAAUUCUUCCGAACACAACUUGGGCUUUGUGGCAGGAAUGAACAAGUCCGACGAAACGUAUGGCUGGAGCACCGUACCGAAAGUGCGAAAAAUCCCAUCUGGCCGGGCAAUAUUCUAUCUACAACUCUUCCGAUAUCUACAAAAAGCAACUUGCGAAAUGGAACUCCUUAUCAGUCAAAUAAUCGCGCUCUGCAAUUGCCAACCAAACUAUCUUCAUAAUUUUCCUAAAGAGAAAUUCGGAGAAAACAUCAAGCUCUGCACGUUUUAUGACAACGUAAAAUGCGUCGCGCACGUGAUUGAGCGAAAAGGAUUGACAAAAAACGUCAAGGGCUGUUCGCCUGCUUGCCAGAGCUACGAAUUCAACCAAGACAAGAUUCAAUAUCGAGUGCCGCCAAAUACAAGCAACGAUCCCAAUAAAUAUUUCAUGACGGCGGUUUUACGAACGACUGAAGAAAGAGUAACUGUCGUGGAGGAACAGAAGCAGUACUCCUUGAACGAGCUCUUUGCGGAUAUUGGUGGAUCCUUAGGACUGAUUCUAGGGCUGAGCGCCGUGAAAAUUUUGCAAAUGUGGUUCAGUUUUGUCUCAAGAACAAAAAAAUUUCUCCAUGAUCAACACAUAAAACGAUGCAAAGCCACUGUUCAUCAACGAUUUCUCGAUUGCAAAUUCAAAUAUACGAGCAGACGAGGGUAUAUGAAGUUUUGGGGACGAAAAAGCGGCAGCGAUAUACGAAAAAGUGGCGGUAACUAUCCUAGCCUUGCUGGAUCUCCAAUUAGGGAGAAUUAUCAACUCAAACAAACCCGACUUCAGCCAUUGGAUGUUCUCAACAUCUAA